AUGGUAAUUAGGAUGUUGCCGUGUCAAAUCCUUUGCCUGCUUUUAGCGUUCUUGUGUUUCCAGGUUGAUUGUUCAUUGAGUUUCUCUUCCUCUUUUCAUCAUUCAUCAACUCAUUUAUGUCUCUCAGAACAAAGAGAUGCUUUGCUCGAAUUCAAGCACACCAUUUCUGUUGAUGAUGAUUGUGAUACUUACCCCACCAUAAAUUCUUGGAACCAAAGCACUGAUUGCUGUUCUUGGCAGGGAGUCAGGUGCAACAAGGUAACCGGUCAUGUAAUUGGCAUCGACCUCAGUCACGGCUGCCUUAACGGUUCUCUCUUUGCAAACAACAGCCUCUUCCACCUUCAAAACCUUCAAUGGCUCGACCUCAGUUUCAACUCGUUUUAUGGCUCUUUGCUUGAAAACAGCACCCUCUUCCACCUUCAAGGACUCCAACGACUCAACCUAGCUCACAACAAUUUCAAUGGCUCUAUCUCAUCCGAAUUAUUUAAUCAGUUAGUGAGUUUAACCCAUCUUAAUCUCUCUGAUUCUGGAUUCUCUGACUUAAUCCGAUAUGCAAUCAGUCUUCUAUCAAAUUUGGUUUCACUUGAUCUUUCUGGUAAUGAUGAUGAUACCAGCUUGAGUUUUGACGCUCAAGGUUUUGACAUGCUUGCAAGAAACUUAACCAAAUUAAGAAACCUUGUUCUUGAUUAUAUAGAUUUGUCUGGUGUUUCUAUUAAUUCUUUUCUAAACCUCAGUUCAUCUCUGGAACGUUUGAGUCUCUCAUAUUGUGAACUGCAUGGGGAAUUCCCAGGUGAAGUUUUUGGCCUUCCAUACCUCCAACAUAUACAUUUAAGUUGGAAUCAAAAUCUAACAGGUUAUCUCCCAAAGACAAACUUGAGUCUUGCCCUUGAGUUGUUGGACCUUUCCUUCUGUAGUUUUAGUGGGUCAAUUCCUUCAUCAUUUGGAAAUCUCACUCGAAUCAUCUUCAUAGAUUUUUCUGAAAAUGAUCUUGGAGGACAGAUUCCAGAUGUUUUUGAAAACCUUAACAAAUUAACUUCUUUGACAUUUUAUUCCUGCAAUUUCAGUGGUCAACUUCCAACAACUUUGUUCAACCUCACACAAUUAACCCAACUAGAUUUGUCACAAAAUCAAUUAGAAGGUGCCCUGCCAAAUCAUGUCAGUAAGCUUCAAUUGCUAGAGGCAUUUUGGGUACAUGACAACCAAAUAAGUGGUAGACUACCAUCUUGGCUGUUUACUUUACCAUCUUUGCAACAAUUAGACCUCAGCUAUAACAAACUGACUGGUCCUAUUGACCAAAUUCAGAAGCCUAAUUAUCUCGAUUAUAUCGAUUUGAGUUCUAAUGAAAUUCAUGGUCCAAUACCCAGUACAUUUUUUGAUCUUGUGAACCUUAGCUCGCUUCUUCUUUCAUCAAACAACUUGAGUGGUGUCAUCAAGUCAAAUAUGCUCUUGAAGCUCAAAAAUCUUUAUAAUCUUGAUCUUUCGAAUAAUAGUUUACUAUCAUUAAGCACAAGUGGCAAUGAUGUUAACUAUUCCUCCUCUCAGCUGGGUCUGGUGUUAUUUUCUUCUUGUGGCAUAAGACAGUUCCCAAAUUUCUUUCGAACAUCAAAGUUGAUGGUUUUAGAUCUUUCCAAUAACAAGAUUUCUGGUGGAAUUUCCAAAUGGUAA
Durio zibethinus is the source of this 1665-nucleotide messenger RNA. NCBI's taxonomy places the organism in Eukaryota, Viridiplantae, Streptophyta, Magnoliopsida, Malvales, Malvaceae. The record is from RefSeq and is a predicted model, not a curated record.